Molecule: messenger RNA, 228 nt
Organism: Didymodactylos carnosus
Lineage: Eukaryota; Metazoa; Rotifera; Eurotatoria; Philodinida; Philodinidae
Source: the annotation of a GenBank genome assembly
AUGUCCACUGUGUAUCGGACGGAUGAUCCGAGGCAAGCAGCCGUUAAUGACUUGCCCAGGGUCAUUCUAUGUCUGGUGGCGCCGAGGCUCGAACACAGUACCCUGGGGGUACGUGCCGAACAACUUAACCACUCAGUCACAGCGGCUCCAAUUAAACAAAGCAGAGAUAAAGAUAUUUGGUUGGUAGUUAAGUAUGCCAAUAUUCAAACGCACAUUGAUAUUCGUUAA